Molecule: messenger RNA, 8629 nt
Organism: Nomia melanderi (Alkali bee)
Lineage: Eukaryota; Metazoa; Arthropoda; Insecta; Hymenoptera; Halictidae
Source: RefSeq, a predicted model, not a curated record
GUACGAGUUUCGUGUAUACGUGUCUCGGAGCCUCGGAUGAGAGGGAGGUACACGUAGGAAAAAUGGGGCGAGCAUCAGCGAGCUAAUCAGACGGUAUUAAGCAAGUUCGAUCGGCGCGAGGCACGUUCCGGCCAGCACGAUAAACGUGAUCCGUGUCGGGACACACACUUGGUACCAGCCGUUCGCUUAUGAAACUACACGCUUCUUGCUCAAUCUUCCAAUUGAUACGCGGAUCAUCGCGGAAAGAUAAUGAUCGGAUUCUGUGGCAACGUAAACCGUUGCAAUUGUUCGACCGGCGGUGAUGUAAUUGUUUGACUGGCGUCUUUCAUAUGUGUUCCGAAUUCGUCAUCAGGCGUAUUUACUUAUGCGAGAGGAGAUAAUAUAAAUUUAACUUUUUAUCUCAGCCCGGAUAUAUUGUUCAUUUAUGAGAAGUUUGAGUUUAAUAUAUACAAGCUGUUCACGUGUUUGAAUCGAAUUUUACGUAUAUAUCCACGGAUCAAGGAUAAGUUAUUUUUAAACACGCAGGAAUUGCAUAUCAAUCGUAUUAAACGCUCGGUAGUUCUAGUGUUAGAAUAUUCAUGUAGGUUGCGUUCGGUGGAUCCGAUGUUCGUCACACUCGAUCGAAGAUCUUUCGUGUCAGAGCGAGUUACCUUGAGUGUACGAUAAAAAGUGGAAGCAGUGCUCCGGAGUGACAUAAACAUUCUUAAUUACGCGUAACAACAACGGGCGUCGCAGUUUUCAUUAUCUCCCGGCGUGCAUCGACGUAAACGUCGCUUCGUUCAGCUUCUUUGUAAAUUCAAUCACUGCGCAUGAGACGGAAGCGAACUAAUUAUUCCGUUGCAAAAACCGGCGAACGUAUUCACAGCCGGGAGCGUUCACGGCUACGCUGAGGUGCUCCGCGGUGGCAAAAAAAAGAAACGGUUCCGCGUACGCGACACUGUUUGUGUAACGGAUACGCGACGAUACGGGGAAACCACGAGGAGAUAGUGUUUUUCCCCGGUGCGGACGGGACGCAUCCGUGACGCGGUGUGGAUGAUAAGUCGCCCGGGUCAAUGCCGGGCGAACUAACCUUUGCCAGGCAAAGUUGAGGCGUCAACUGUUUCCGAGUUGCAUUCGCGACGCCUCGGUGCAUCUUUCGUUGCCAGUGGACGUGACACGUGACGACGGGACCCGGAAGUGGCUCCGAAACAAGCAGUUUAUGCGGCCGGCCUCGACCAGCCUGAUCCCAAUCAGCCAAUCAUCGCUGAAUGCCCAUUGUUCCGUGAUAGAAGUAAUCAAAUGACCUUCUCCGCCACAAUAUACUCUCAAUAGUAGACGAACUCUCGAACGUAUAAACCGUGCUUUUCAUUUUCUCUCGAUUCACCGACGAUCGCCUCGCGGUCCACACUUUGCGAACCUCUGUGUUAGAACAUUAGAAACCAGAAUCACCUGGAUACUGCCAGCCUCGAGCAGCGUAGCCGUACCGCCGAAGUCCCGCGAAAAUAUCGAGUUUAUAGCCGGUCCAUAAAGAUCCCGAAUCUCGUAAUUGGAAGCCCGAACGCGGAUGGAUCGAUGCCUCGCACUCGGGAAAGUGAGAAAUGGAUAUCGGUGAUUUCGGUUGCGAACUCGGCCAGCGUUAAGAGCUCGCGCGGUAUUAACGCCGGAAAUCGAAAGCUGCCGAGUUCGGGGUUUGAAAGGCUGUGCAUGGCUAUUUGAUGUCGGAAUGAUCGGAGCUUAAGCUUUCAAUGAUACGGGGACGGAGAUGGUGGAAUGUUUGAACUCGGCGAGCCGGAGAGCUCAAUGAGCGUAGUUUGAAAAGUGGGAGAUGAGACUUGAGCAUUUGAACCCGCCGGAGUUUCGACGUUGGGACCGCCGGCUCUGAAAAGCGGAAAUUAGACGUGCACGCUUCGAGACGUGGAUCUCAAUUCGGGAUUUCAAGAUCUCGCGUGUACUGCUUAAAACUCCACUGCUAAUAAUAGAAAUAAUGCAACAUUGGACGAAGGCUGUUCUCACGUGUAUUUGGAAAAUUAAGUUUCGUGAUAACUAGUUUUUAACUAACUUCAGGAAGUGAUAACGAUUAUAGUGGGAAUAAAUGUGGAAGACUGACUACUUUGCGUGGGAGGACACUAAUAUGCUCGUGAUAAUUUUACUGAUAGUCUUGUCGCGUCAGGGACAUACUGAACGGACAUUUUGUUAAUCGGCAUCGCUACCUCCCGCUGAUAACGAAGGACGCGAUAACGUUAUCGAAGCGAGAACGCUUGGGAGCGCCUAGGAAUAUGCAACUGUGUACUACAGUGCCGGCUCACGUUCAGGGAGAAGCUACAAGAUGGCGGUGCUAUGAAAUAUCGCUGGCAAUCGUAGAAGUUACCAGCGAUCGUAAAAAAGAUUUAUCAAACAUUUAUGUAACGACUUUCCUGCACUUUCUCAGUUACAAAUGAAACAUUUACUCUCCGAAACAUUGAUUUCAACGGGAAACAAAAGGAAUGUUAACUAAUUGAUCCAGUAUUCCAUUCGAAAGGUUACCUGCGAAGCUCCACAAGAUGGCCGCACAUUUACGGGAAUAUACCCCACUAAUACCUUCCAUAAAACAAAAACUAAAAACCAAAUUCUCACCGUUCCUUCGGAAUUCGUAAAUACCAACCAUAGAUUAAGAAAACUCCCAUAUUCGAAGCUGUUAUCAAACCUAACCGAGCAACAUCGAAUUUCCAAAACACAACAAACCCAAAUACUCCUCAGAGUCUCAUCUGAAGUCCCUUGAAACGAUCAUUCCAGCUCUCCAACCGUUCAGAACGAAAUGCCGGGGAACUCCAGAUUCGAAUACCAUGACACAAUGUUUGUCUUCCAUCGGCAAGCAGAAACCGCCCCUCAGACGGGCCGACAAACACCCUCGAGUCCUCGAGACGCUCCAGUUCCACGGUCGCAAUCAAGCCCGCGCCCUUCCGUGGGCGCGUUUGCUAUCGAUCGAUCAGGACGCGCUCGUUGCCACGAGUCGCGAAAUCGCUCGGUGGCCAGAGAAAGGAGGGACGGGACAGGCAGAGGGCGAAAGCGGCAGCGGCGGCGGGCGAGAGGGUGCAAAAACCCACCCCCGCGCGGCCAAGCUAUAAGUACCAGACACGAGCCGAGCACGGGCUUAUAGGUCCCGUUGCGGUCUUCCUCGUUCGUUCUUCCGCCAAGCGGUAAAGCCCGCCACCGAACCGACGGUUGAUCUAUGAAUAGAUCCCGAGAUCUCGGACUCCUCCUGCCAUUUUGAUUGCGCGUCGGCCGGAGAUCGAUUGACGGACGGAACACGUGGAACGUUCGAGAGGUGCGGCAUGACAUGUUCCAUCGAUCGAGGACAGGAGUCGGCGGCCGCUCGAUCCCGCGCGCGUAACACGCGGGGCUGGGAUCCAUGCUGAUCGUGAUGCCGGUCGGGAUCACCUGAAGCGGACGCUGAAACCGGCGAGAUGAAGAACAGCAGGUCGAUGCUGGAUAUCGAGGACAUCUGCGGAUGCUCGAUCAUCCCCAAGAAAGAGCUGCCCCAUUUGAGGUCGACUUCCGCCGCCUUCAUGCACGUCCGCGACAACCUCGAGGAGCUGGGCAAGGUGGCGGACGACACGGACCUGCUAUUCCUGAAAGGCCUUCUGGACAGUCCGGUCGUGAACUCUUUGGUGAAGGUCCAGGAGCGUUUGGAGGAUCCUCCUCUCCACGUGGAACCGGUAUGCUCGUCCGUCUGUGACAUCGUCGACGAGGUCUGCCACGCGUUGCGCGCCUCCAGGGACGAGAACGCGCGGGAACUUACGAGACUGCUGCGCAGCUCACACCUGAAGGCUCUUCUGGAGACGCACGACGCGGUCGUCGAGAGGAAAGAGGCACCUGCGAAGCCGGAACCGGCGUUGCCGACGAUGCCCACCAACGAGAGGACCGAGGCCGUGAGGAUGGUCGGCCUGAGGCGGCAACCUGACGAACCUCUGGGUCUGACGGUGCAGGUCGACGAAGCUGGCAACUUGAUAAUCGCCAGGAUCCUGGGCGGCAGCACAGCCGCUAGGCAAGGUCUGCUGAGGACCGGCGAGGUGAUCCUCGAGGUGAACGGGAAAGAUGUCCGCAGCCCCGAGGAGCUUCAGGAAGCCAUUCACGAGGCGAAGGAAAACCUCACCUUGAAAUUGGCGGCUGGGAUCGCGAAUGAUGGGAAUCGACCUGUCAAAUCUACGUGUUACAUGAGGGCCCUCUUCGACUACGACCCGUCCGAGGACACGCUGCUGCCGUGCAGGGAGAUCGGUUUGCCCUUCCAGAAGGGCGACGUGUUGCAGAUCGUUGACCAAGCGGAUCCGAACUGGUGGCAGGCGCGUCGAGUAGAAGGGGAUGGCCUCGGUCCGCCGGGCCUGAUCCCGUCCCUGGAGCUCGAGGAACGGCGGAAGGCGUUCGUUCCGCCGGAAGCGGACUUCGUGCACAAGAUAAGCAUCUGCGGCACCCGGAUCUCCAAGAAGAAGAAGCGGAAGAUGUACCAGUCGAAGUCGAACGGCGAGUUCGACGGCGCGGAGUUGCUCCUGUACGAGGAGGUCGCGCGGAUGCCGCCAUUCAGACGCAAAACCUUGGCGCUGGUCGGCCCUAGAGGCGUCGGCCGUAGAACCCUGAAGAACAGGCUGAUAAACAGCGACCCGGAGAAGUUCGGCACCAUUGUCCCAUAUACCUCGCGACCACCAAGAGUCCUCGAAGAGGAUGGCAAGAGCUACUGGUUCACGGACCGCGAGGCAAUGGAAAUGGACAUCAGGGAGCACCGGUACCUCGAGUACGGCGAGCACAGCGGCCAUUUGUACGGCACCAAGCUGGACUCCGUGCGCGAGCUGAUCCGAGCCGGGAGAAUGUGCGUGCUGGACUGCAGCCCGGCCGCGCUGAAAAUCCUCCACAACAGCACCGAGUUCAUGCCGUAUGUGAUCUUCAUAGCCGCGCCGGGAAUGGAGCAAUUAAAAUGCUUGUACGACCUUGGCAGGUCGACCGGAGCGAGCAGUCGAAACUUAAUGUUUGACCGCGCGAGUUCCAUCAGGUUCAGCUCGAGGAGAGCCAGGACUCUGGAGUCUCUCGCAUCGUUAUACGAGGAAGACGAUCUGAAAUCCACGCUGGAGGAAUCCGCCGCCUUGCAACGCGCCUACGAGAAGUACAUCGACCUAGUGAUCGUGAACGAGGACUUCGAUAACACGUUCAGACAAGUGAUCGCCGCGUUGGACUCUCUGGCCACUGAACACCAAUGGGUACCCGUGAACUGGAUCUACUAGAUCCGCGAGAACCAUCGCGGACGAAGACAUAGUGUCCCAAAGGAUGACCUUUACGAGCGUUCGAAACCCAUCGAUGCCUGUGGAACACGGGAAAGUGACCUUUUACAGUCUAUCGAGCUUUCCUCGAGCUGUCAGCUCCGUUCUGACGCUUCGGGAGCUGCCUCUCGAGCCUCGAGCCAACGAUCGAGCGUAUCGUUGUCGCGAUCGUGUUCAAACCGAGCCGCGAAUCGCAGCGGUCCCUCUUCUUUUUCUUCUUUUUCAAUUAUUAUCAUUGUCGUACUAUGUGUAUAGAGAGUCUAGAGUGUUGUGUGUACAUUGUCUCGAUUGUACGGACACUUUUAAUUUAAUGGUACACCGGACCGAGACGGAGGAGACGCCGAGAAGUACCGGUCACGACGGUUCGCGAUCGUCCAGGAGGCAAAUCCCGUUCAUUGCCGUUUCUAGCAAGUACAAUCAUAGCAUUUACGUUACGUUACGCUGCGUUACUUUGUUUUAGGUUUACGAAGCGACCCGUUCCACCCGCUGCCAGGCGGCUUCCGAUUUCAAUCGUUAGUAUUUUCUUGAAACGAUACCAACCUUCUCAGUGAUCAUUCACUUAAUCCUUCGUUGUGACAUAUGUUAGAUGCAUUCGUCCUGUGUUCAACGUUUAUACUCGUCAUUGCUUGAUGUUACACGAGAGAUUUCCCAUAUUGAAUAUCACAGUUAACUCGAGUUGAACACUAUUCAAUAGAUUUUCUAGUUUCUUUUCGAGAGUGUCUUACUUUCUCAUUUUCUAAUUCUUGACCAACGCGUCUCUCACCGUUUCCAAUUCACAAAAAGCAAACAGUAUAAUAUUCUCCUUGGAUACAUUCCCCAUUGUCAAGAUUGGAAGGUGUCGAACGGGUCGGCGGGAGUAAGCAUUAGACCGUCCAAUUAAUUUUAGGAUAACGCCUCGUUUUCAUUUCCCUCCAAGCCUGCGUACACGUACGCGCGCGUUUAUUUUGCGGUUUAAGUGCAACGGACACGACUUGUUCUUUUCAAAGCAAUAUAUAUAUAUAUGUAUAUGUAUACAGAGAGACAGAAAGUGUGAGUGUGUGCGUGUGAGGGAGAAAGUGAGGGAGAUUAUUGUGCAUUAUGUACUCGAUGGAUCCUCUUUGUACCGCUCGUGCACGCUGAACGUAUUCCUGGCAUAGAGUGCCUUAAUAGUGCAGCCCCGCAAGGCUGCGGCGAAGACCUACUAUGUCGAACGAAGAAGAGAUUGUCUUUUACACAAGAGUUUCACGUAACGAACGCUGACCAUCGACACCGCCGUUUCCUUUGUUUCCCUUCGUUUCCUUGUUUCCAUCGUUUCCCAUGCUCCGGCCACGUAUGCACGCGGAUACACUCGAGCGGUCCUCUUCACGCGAAUGUACACGCGCAGCGCGACACACGGAAGAAUAAAGUUUAUCGAGCGUUCGCCAUGAAUUUGAAUAAAACCAGUUUGCCAAUCCUAAUCAUCCUAGACGGUUGCAUUGAUCCUCGAUCGUAGCGAUAAGAAUGUCGAUCGACCGGACCCGAGGACCAUUGGAGGUUGAGAGGUGUUCUCAGAACGCCAUGGAUCUUUUAAAUAUAUAAUUGCGGUCUCCUGGAUCGCGCAGAUCUUUUGAAUGCGCGAUUGCUCUCCCGAAUGCAGACGUUUUGAAUAUAUAAUUGGGACGGGCGAUCUUGGGGAUCGAUACAGGAAAUUAUAGAAGCUUGUAGCUCGCGCUGUAAGUCGCUUAUGUUUAGGACGAAGCUGUAGCAUUGACGCGGACUGAACAUUGGCUUCGGUUCAAAUUAAAAGCUGCCCGUCUUCGCGGCAGUGUAUCGUUAGCUCGAUUACGAAUGGAAGUAGAACACUCACGUGUCGAUAGCGAUCAUGAUUUUGAAUUACACUUGGCUGUAUUGGUGAGGGAAUAGUUGUUACUUGUGUUACGUGUAUGGACGCAACUGUGGAAAAACAAUUGGAAACAGUCGUGUUUAAUUGUAAUUGUUCCGAUGGAGAAACAUGCUGAAAUUGAGCAAAUGAUAUGGAAUCUUUGAUUUUUAACAGAAUGCAAAUGCAAAUGACGAUUUUAUUUGAUUAUCUGUUUCUGUAACUAUAAUGUUCGAGCUUUUAUAGUAAUAAUGAUCUGGAUGUGGUGACUUGUCUAUGGUAUUGAAUAAUUGAGUACAACUGAUUAAUCAAUUUGAUUAAUUAUCGGUGAUUUUAAUCAACUGAUAAUUGAUAAUUUAAUAAUUGGUUAUUAUCGGUGAUUUUAACAAUUAAUACGCAAUUGCUUUUUUAACGUGACAGAGAAUGGCUUGAAUGAUUUGUGUCGCCAUCCGCGGUGAAACGUCCAAGUCACUCGUGAUGACCACAAAUAAAAUGGUAAGUUCAUUCCUAUAAUACCGACGGGGUUUGAAAAAGUUAAAUUUUCACGUAGCUUCAUUAGCUUUAUAUCCUGUUGAUAUUAUAGGAAUGAACUUACCAUUUUAUGUCUGUAAUCAGUGCCAAUAAGUUGGCCAUUCUGCCGUAGAUGUCACUGCGAACACAUUUGGCGACGCAAAAAACUUGAAUAUUAAUUUGUAGCACCACGGAACGAUAAAAUCAUAAUUUACACAUAGCUUUAUAUGUGCAUUUCAAGUUACAUAAAUUACAAUAUAUAAGAUAAUUAUUUUUAAACCAAUCCGUGUAAAAUUGUCUAAGGAAAAUAUUGGAUUUUCUACGAAACUUCGAAUGUAUCUUUAAUGACACAAUUCUCAUACUGAAAUGCCUUUACAGGUGUAAACAAUUAUUUAAGUAAUGAUAGUUUAAAUUUAAUACUGAUCUAUUAAGAAAAUGCAGAAACUGCAACCAAAAUGGAUCGCAAAUCGAUGACAACGGAUCACGUGAUCUGUCUAUGGGGUUUUUCUUCCUAUUGUUCCUUGAUCUUUUCGGAAUAAAAAGGUACCUGAGUAUAUGAAAGAACUGAAAUGGAAAAAUUAUGGUUAAAUGUUAGAUACUCAGAUACGAAUAGUUGUGAUUAUAUCAUGAUGCGAUAAUGAUCGCAAAGAAAACAGAACUUCGCGGUUUUCAGUAAAAAAUGCAUUAAUAAACCACCCUUUAACGCGCAGAUGCACAACUACUUUUAUCUUGGUCAAUAGAGUGCACGAUUAAUACUAUACAUUUUUUUAAUCAGGAAUGAAACAGUAAACACACCAGAUGACCCCAUAGAGUUCACUUAAUAUCGUGAUUUACGUUAUGUUAAAAAAUGCUAUGAGGGAUCAAAUUUAUCGAUAUAAUUAAACGUUAUAACACACUAUUAUUAGUACUAGCAUUAUACAAGUAGUUAUUAAAUUAAUUUACAACUGUUACAUUAAAGUAACAAUUCAAAGAAAAUGUAUUUGUAUAGUUAAGAAAAUAUACGAACAUUUUUGUAAUU